AUGUUUGCAACAACGAUUCUGAUAUUUGAAAAUGUAGAUGUACAAACGAUAAAACUAACAACAGGACGUUCUAUCAACAUUAAUGCCACAACUACAUGGAUACAACAUGCAAUUACUGUUGCUGGAGGAAGAGAAGGAGGAAGACGAUUAAAUCAACUUUAUAAUCCUGAUAGUGUCUAUGUUGAUGAUGAUGAUAGAAGUAUUUUAAUUGCUGAAUGGGAAAAUGAUCGUAUUGUUAAAUGGAAAUAUGGUGCAACAAGUGGACAAAUUGUUGCAGGUGGAAAUCGGCGAGGAAGUCGAACUAAUCAAUUAUAUAAUCCUUCAUAUAUGCUUGUUGAUGAAAAAGAUGAUUCUUUGAUCAUUUGUGAUCAUGGAAAUCGUCGAAUUGUUCGUUGGUCACGUCACAAUAGUAAAAAUGGGCAAGUACUCAUCUCUGAUAUUAAUUGUCUUCGUCUGGCAAUCGACAACAAUGGAGAUAUUUACUACAGUGACCCUGCUCAGCAUGUGGUAAGACGAUGGACAAAAGGAGAUACUUUUGGAACAAUAGUGGCUGGUAGAAAUGGACAAGGAAGUAAUCUUAAUCAAUUGGAUAUUCCUACUUAUAUUUUUGUUGAUGAAGACUAUUCAGUUUAUGUAUCAGAUUCUGCAAAUCAUCGUAUAAUAAAAUGGUUAAGAGGUGCAAAAGAAGGAAUAAUUGUUGCUGGUGGACAAGGUGAUGGAGAGAAUUUCAAUCAAUUAUCAUAUCCUGAAGGCUUAUUUGUCGAUCUAUCGGGUAAUAUCUAUGUUGCUGAUAAUGGGAAUCAUCGAAUCAUGCGUUGGCUGAAAGAAUCUACAAAAGGUACUAUUAUUGUUGGUGGAAAUGGUAAAGGAACAAAAUCAACUCAAUUUGAUGAUCUCAGAGAUUUACGAUUUGAUCAACAAGGUAAUCUCUAUGUUAUUGAUAAUGGCAAUCAACGAAUCCAGAAGUUUUAUAUCAAUCCAAAUUGA
Messenger RNA from Adineta steineri, 987 nucleotides. Lineage: Eukaryota; Metazoa; Rotifera; Eurotatoria; Adinetida; Adinetidae. The record is from the annotation of a GenBank genome assembly.